AUGCCUUCUAAGAUUGAAAAUUAUGCUGACAGUGAAAGUCGGUCUGUUGUUCGUUUUCUGACUGCAAAGAUCACGAAGCCUAGAGACAUUCAUACGCAGAUUUCUGAAAUUUAUGGUGUAAAUGCAAUGGGCGAAAGCAUGGUGCGGAAACGGGUUCGAAUGUUCAAAGAGGGACGAGAAAAUGUGAAUGAUGAACCCAGGAGGGGGCGUCCAUCUUUGGUCAGUGAUGAUUUGAUAAACAAAGUUGACAUUAAGGAAAAGGAAGACACGCGUUUUACCCUUUCCUCACUCUCUUCAAACUUUCCCGAGAUUUCAAGGUCGCUUCUGCAUGAAAUCGUCACUGACCAUUUGGGUUAUCGAAAGGUGUGCUCACGCCGGGUACCGAAGCAGCUGACACAAGUGCAUAAGGAUCAACAGGCUGCCAGCGCAUUGACAUUCCUGACAUGUUACAAUGACGAAAGAGAUGACUUUCUUACUCAUAUUGUGACAGGGGAUGAGACCUGGUUGCCCCACUCCACGCCCGAGUCAAAGCAGCAGUCGAUGCAGUGGAAGCAUACGGAUUCGCCCCAGCCAAAAACAGAAAAGUUCAAGUAG
Molecule: messenger RNA, 594 nt
Organism: Aplysia californica (California sea hare)
Lineage: Eukaryota; Metazoa; Mollusca; Gastropoda; Aplysiida; Aplysiidae
Product: protein GVQW3-like
Exons: 1
Coding region: 1-594 (197 amino acids)
Molecular function (GO): nucleic acid binding
Source: RefSeq, a predicted model, not a curated record